GUUUGGACAUCUAAGCGUGGCUCACAUCUUGCUCGAGAACGGUGCUGAUCUCAAUGCACAGAAUAAGUUAGGAGCCAGUGUCCUCACAAUGGCCUCCAGAGGCGGCCACAUCAGCAUGGUGAAACUGUUGCUAGAAUCUGGAGCUUUUGUAGACAAUUAUGACCAUUUUAGCACAAGUGUACUUAACAGCAGCAGAGACGACCUUCCUGAUAUCACUCCACUAAUGGCAGCUGCUCAGCAUGGACAUGAGGCAGUGGUACAUCUGUUAUUAGACUGGGGAGCUGAUUGUAAUUACUCUGUGAAGACUAUGGGCUGGAGUCCCUUAAUGUUGGCAGCUGUUAGUGGAAAGGUGAGCUUGGCACAGCAGCUCAUGGAGAAAGGUGCCAAUCCUGAUCACCUGAAUGUACUACAUAAAACACCUUUUGAAAUCUCUGUUGGCUUCAAACACAAAGACAUGAAGGACUACCUGGAAUCUCUCACAACGAUCAGACCCCAGGAAGAUGCAGAAAAGAGGCAACCUGAUGUCUUCCAUGCUUUGAAAUUGGGAAACUUUCAGCUGGUUAAGGAGAUCGUUGAUGAAGACCCAAGUCAGGUCAAUAUUACCAAUGUUGACGGCGCGUCUCCGUUAAUGAUUGCGGCUGUAACUGGACAGCUGCCCCUUGUUCAGCUCCUGGUUGAGAAAAAUGCUGAUAUUGACAAACAGGAUAAUGUUCAUGGCUGGACAGCACUAAUGCAGGCCACAUACCACGGAAACAAAGAUGUUGUAAAGUAUUUGUUAAAUCAAGGAGCUGAUGUCAAUCUUCGUGCAAAAAAUGGAUACACAGCUUUUGACCUGAUAAUGCUGCUGAAUGAUCCAGACACAGAGCUUGUAAGAUUAUUGGCAUCAGCAUGCAUGCAAGUAGACAAAGACAAGAAUAAACUAAACAACAGAUCCUCUUUGCCUUGUUCCAGAAGUAGGCAAUCCUUAAAUGUCCCAAUGUUGCCAGACGACAAAGGAGGUCUAAGG
This is a messenger RNA of Phaethon lepturus (White-tailed tropicbird), 1006 nucleotides long. Its product is annotated as ankyrin repeat and SAM domain-containing protein 6-like. Lineage: Eukaryota; Metazoa; Chordata; Aves; Phaethontiformes; Phaethontidae. The transcript has 5 exons. The annotation marks the transcript as partial. The record is from RefSeq and is a predicted model, not a curated record. Gene Ontology annotation, cellular component: cytoplasm. Gene Ontology annotation, biological process: innate immune response. Gene Ontology annotation, molecular function: protein binding.